Fomitiporia mediterranea MF3/22 is the source of this 3755-nucleotide messenger RNA. RefSeq lists its product as uncharacterized. Gene Ontology annotation, cellular component: cytoskeleton; cytoplasm. Lineage: Eukaryota; Fungi; Basidiomycota; Agaricomycetes; Hymenochaetales; Hymenochaetaceae. Gene Ontology annotation, biological process: signal transduction. The transcript is spliced from 9 exons. Bases 276 to 3470 code for a protein of 1064 amino acids. Gene Ontology annotation, molecular function: protein binding; GTPase activator activity. The record is from RefSeq and is a predicted model, not a curated record.
CACAGCCUGAGCGUCUGCAACCUAAUCAUAAAACGCAGCACGGCGGGUGACAACGACCGACACACUUGACCCACGCGGGUUUACGCGACGAAUAGCAUCCCUGACCCACAGCACGAGGGAGGCCUACUAGGAGGAAAGAAACCGCGGUGGUCACUGGGCUCGUUGGCUUUCGUCUUCUUUCCCUAUCGCUGUCUAUAACGACCGUGUGGCAAUACCUACCCGUUUUUUGCGUGCACCCUCACUGACGGAAAGCACGAGCGAGUAGGAGGGGUAAUAUGGCACAAGCGCAGCCCCAAAUUCCACAACUUAGCAUCAACGGCAAUGCCAUCUCUUCGUCUUCCCAUUCUCAAUCACAGGUGCACAAGCAAGCGACCUCUUCGGCUUCGACACAUACAGGAGCCGCUCCUCGUCCACCAAAGAACACAGCGGUGAAGACAGUGGAGAUCGAUAAUGCAUGGGGAUCCAACUUUUGGGUGACGCUCAUUGAGCCGCAGAGCCAAACGCCGUUCUACGCGUGUCCGGCGACGGGUCAAGUCAGCUGGGACCCACCAGAGGGGAACUUCGUUCUUCCGCCGAGUCCGGAGGGUGAGUGGUGGGAGCUCAUCGACGAGAGCCGGGGCGGCAUACCUUAUUAUUAUCAUACAAAGACGAAUGAGACGGUAUGGGAGCGGCCCGAAGGCUUCGUGAUUCCGCUUGCAAUACUUCAGAACACUGCUCUUUGUCGACGACUUAGUGUGAGGUACUCGCAGGCUUUCGACCCGGAGGCUGUCAAGGCGUACACCGAGCAACAACAGCAAAAAGCACAGCAGCAACAGCAAAACGGGAACGGGAACGUGGAUCAAGACCUUGGUGGACGCCCGUCUGCUCGUCGUACAGCCUCAGACAACAUGGCGAACGGCUACAAAACCAACGACUCUCAGAACGUAGGUAGAGAAGCAGCUGAGAAAGCUAUGCGAAGACGUUCCGCAUCCGCCUCCGCGUCAGCAGCGGGAUCAUCAUUUGGCUCGACACCGACAGUCCGCCUCGUAAAUUCAUCUCAGGGUACCUCAAAGUCGGGCCCGCAAACUCCGAAACGACCUCAUGGACAUGGACAUAAUCAUCAUCUCGGAUUUGGUGGAACACAACUCCCACCAAUCCCUGGUUCUCCGUAUCAGAGUACGGAGGGAUCUGCGUCGGAUGCGGAGGCGAAAGUCAACGGACGCGCGAAAGAAGUGCAAAUGCAACGUGAGAAGGAGCGCAUGAGGCAAGAAAAAUUGCGUGAGGAGGAAAGGGAAAGGGAGAAAGAGCGGGGACGACAAACUACCUCCAGAGAAAAGGAGACUGCGAAACGAAAAUCAGUAUCGACUGGUCCGCAUUCGAGAAGUUCGCAUCGUUCACCACAGACACAGCAGAGUUUGUCUGCACUUGCGAGUAGGAUUGCGGGAGAUUCGACGCCUCCACGUGGAGCUGGGAGUGUACCACCUACACCUGUUUCGCCUGUCCCUCCUACCCCUGUUUCGGAAACACAUAGCAGUUUGCACGGAGGACCGGAUCCAGAGGGGAGUACCAUGCUCAAUAAUAUGAGCUUCGCUCCGCAGGCUGCGUCCUCGCCUGCGAGAAGUGCUUCACUUGGGAUGGGACUCACAGUUAGCACUGGUCCGAGUCUAUCAAGCAAACAACGCGAGAACGUACUCCCAACUCCAACAAGCCCUGUCUCUCCUGCCUCGCUCAACUCACCAUUUACUUCAUCACUGUCGAAAGGAAAGAGUGCUGAGAAGAUUUACGGCGCGCCGAUGAAGUCUUCGCAAAAUCAAAACCGUAUACCACCUCCACCUAUACUCAACUCGAAUGCAACUUCUAUGCCCGCUCCGCGAAAGAGUUUCAGUGCGAGUUCGCAACCGUCGAUUCGGACGCAGGAUAUUGGGUCGCCUGUGCUUGAUACUCGGGCCACAAUGAACAUGAGUCCGGUCAAAGCACGUGCAGAAGGAAAACCUAUUUUACUCGAUAUGAAAAAUUCUAUGGACCACGAUGGGACGCGGUUUAGUACUGGGUUGGCCUCCUUCCUUGUCCUUCUACUCCGACGUUCGUUACUGACCGGAGUCAACUCUUCUAGUGGACGACCCAUACUACCAGACGAACUUGUGUCUGAUAUCCAACAAUUCAUGCAGAGCGAAUUCGCAAGGCAGUAUUUCGCGACUCAUCGGUCGGGGAUUAUCUUCCGGAAGAAGAUCCCUGUGGAGAAGAUGAUGGUUUGGCAAAAGGCACCUCUCACCUCACCACUCCUACUCAUGAAUCGAUCGUUACACAAAGAUGCUGUGAAGAUGUUCAAAAUCAUCCAGCGUAUCAUGGGUGACCGGGACCGUGAACGACCUGUUGUGCGUCAACAAUCCUCAGACCCGCAUUUAGGACCAACAGGAUCGUUUACGUCGUUGAAUGCGAGUUCGACUUCUCUGCCGAGUAUGGUAUCGGGGUUACUGGAAGAGGAGAGGUGGCUGCUUGGUGAAGGACUUACACAUGGAGAGUUGAGGGAUGAAAUUUAUUGUCAGCUUGUGAAGCAGUUGACGGGAAAUUCGAAUCCUGAAAGUCUGUUUAGAGGGUGGCAGCUGAUGUGUGUCUUGCUGGUGACGUUCCCGCCAUCCAAGAAUUUCGAGGCGUACCUGCGGUCGUUUAUUCAGCAGAAUACGUCAAAGACGGAGGGCCGUGUGGAUGUUAUGGCGAAAUACUGUCUACAGCGCCUUUCGAUCGUCUCGAAGAAGGGGCCAAGGGGCAAGCCACCGACAGCCGCAGAAAUUGAGACUGCUUCGGAUGCGGCUUUCAACCCUUCUACGUUUGGCGAGUCACUGGAUGCCAUCAUCCGUUUACAAGAGCGAACUUAUCCACACCUACAAGUCCCGAUUAUCCUUCCUUUCCUCGCUGACGGAAUUCUCGCGUUGGGUGGCAUGAAGUCCGAGGGGAUAUUCCGCAUUCCAGGAGAUGGUGAUUGCGUUUCUGAGCUCAAAAUUCGCAUCGAACGCGGGUAUUACAACCUAGAAGGUAUCGAUGACCCACACGUUCCCGCAAGUCUUCUCAAACUCUGGCUACGUGAGCUCGCAGACCCGCUCGUCCCGACAGAACUAUACAACGACUGCGUAGCGUGCGCGAAGGACCCAGAGUCGUGCGUUGCGAUGGUAUCCCGAUUGCCGACGAUUAAUCGGAGGGUGGUGUUGUUUGUGAUUAGCUUUUUGCAGCUGUUUUUGGAGGAGAGGGUUCAGAGUGCGACGAAGAUGACGAGUGCGAAUUUGGCGCUUGUUAUGGCUCCCAAUUUGCUUAGGUGUGAUUCGGAGUCGAUGACGGUGGUGUUUACGAAUGCUCCAUACGAACAGAUGUUCGUGCAUAAUCUUCUGUUGCAUUUGAAAUGCAAUAGGGUGGAUCCUGGAUACGUACCUAAACAUGGGUUAGGAGCUGCUGUGAACAAUUCCUCGAAACCCCGCAACCGUCGUCCACCUCGGUAGAUCCCGAGGAAGAAUGAACGAACGAACGAACGAUUUCCUUCCCUUCCUAUUCAUUAUGAUUUUUGUUCUUUGUUCUGGACCGACCGAUAUCGUUCUCAAACUAUUUCUUCUCUCUUCUUUGCUUUGUUUUUCUUCUCAUGUUCUCGUCCGUGGUUUCUCUCGAUUCUAUUGCUGUUAUGAUUUGUGGAAGGUACUCUUCUCAAGGUUCAAGGUCUGUUCUAUUUCAUGUAUUCGUCGUCGCUUUCCUUGCAGCUGUUCUCACUAAUAAUGUUACCCACCCCCAUG